AUGGCGGCCAAGAUACUUAUUACAGGAACCUCUGGCCUGGUCGGGUUUCGAAUCCUUGUGUCAGCUCUCUUGGCUGGUCAUUCAGUGGUCGCUACCGUACGCUCUGAAGAAAAGGCGAGCUUGAUCAGAAACAAUCCGUCUAUCCAGAAACUCAGCAUGGGACAUCGACUCAUUAUAGCUGUCAUUCCUGAUAUGGCCACCGAUGGCGCCUUCGACUCCGUUCUGGAAGGAGUUUCUCAUAUCAUUCAUACGGGCUCACCUGUGCCAUUCCCUGAAUAUGAGCCUUGGUCUCAAGUUUACGAGCCGACAAUAUCAAUAUCCUCAUCUUUGCUGUUUUCAGCACUGAAGACGCCUACUGUUCGACGGGUGGUUAUCACCUCCUCGAUUGUUACCAACCUCGGCCUCAAUCCAUCCACGACCGUUGCCGUUUCCUCCUCGACUCGCAUCUCCCCAUUAGACCCUGUUCCUGCAUCGUUUGCGAACCCCAUGGAGGCAUACGUCCUGGCCAAGAUAGCUGAAAUACACAACACGGAGUUAUUCAUCAAGACACAGAAACCGCAUUUUAGUCUUUCUUAUAUCAUGCCUGGACACGUCUUCGGCAGGAACGAGCUGAUUACAACAGCGGAUAUGAUGUUCGGACAGAACAGCUCCAACAACUUCCUGAUGCCGGGAAUGGUUGGCGGGGAGCUUCCCUUCCCCAUCCACGGCGCAUUUGUCCACAUCGAUGACUUGGCUGACAUACAUUUGCGUGUGGCGAUGAUGGAUUCCAGUUCUCCACGAGACUUUGGUAUUGCGCGCACCGUGGACUAUUCGACGAUAUUUGAUCACGUGGAAAAAGCUUUCCCUGAGGCUGUAGCGGCGGGUGUUCUCAAGAGAGGUGUAGUGCCGGUUCUACCUGUGAAAUAUUCCUCAACCGAGAUGGAGGAGCUGCUGGGCAGGGAGUUGAAGAGCUUCGAGGAGGCAGUAGUUGACGUUGCUGGCCAGUAUUUGGAGAAUUUAGGUCGGAACAAGGCUUGA
Messenger RNA from Clonostachys rhizophaga, 1017 nucleotides. The record is from the annotation of a GenBank genome assembly. Lineage: Eukaryota; Fungi; Ascomycota; Sordariomycetes; Hypocreales; Bionectriaceae.